Lactuca saligna is the source of this 2253-nucleotide messenger RNA. The record is from the annotation of a GenBank genome assembly. NCBI's taxonomy places the organism in Eukaryota, Viridiplantae, Streptophyta, Magnoliopsida, Asterales, Asteraceae.
AUGCGAACACGAAGAUUAAGGUUAAAGAAAUCUUCUAUAAUCAUUCAGGAGAAGAUUGCUAGCCCUAUUCAACCUAAUUCGGUCUCGUUACUGGUCAAAAAAUUUGAUUCUGAUGUCAAUUCUUCUGAGAUUAAGGAUGCGGACAAAACUGAUAAUAUCGAUAAUGGUGGGAUUGGGAUCGAGAAUCCUUCCAAUGCUUCUGUAGUCAAUUUCUUUGCUCCUUCAAUGGCUCCAUUGAUUAAUUAUCCCCCCAUUAAGAAGGAGGAAGAAUCGAUUGAAGGUCUGAGCUCCCCUGUUCGUGAAUUUGAAAAUGAUAUUACUCAAUUAUGUAGUCCAGGAGAGAAGGAUGCGAUGAUGCUUUUUUGGAAUGGAUUAUCUACGAAUGAGAAAGAAGGAUUUGUACAUGGUUUAAGGUUUAUCAAGAAAAAAUACAACAAUGAAGGUGAGAUAGAUUCUUCUUUUGAUGAUUCAAUUGAUAAAAUUAGGAAACUCUCUUCUGUUAGCCAAAGGAAUGAUAUCCUGAUGAAUUGGAAAGAUCUUAAUCAAAAGCAGAAGGAGAAGAAAGUUGGUGAAACAGUGUUAAACAUUAUCCCUGAAGGAGUCCCUGUUUCGAACUGUAAGGAACCUGUGAUUGUUGAUCUUCAGAAAAUUUGUUCUAUGCGGUCACAGGUUAAGGAGAAGAAGGUUAAAAAAAAGAUUGAAAUAGAUGAGAUGGUUAGUCAGCAGCUUGAACAAGUUUGUAAUGAAAUUGUCUAUCACUUUCCAAGGAAGUUUAGUCAUCUUGAAAUUGCUAAUGAUGGAGAAUUUAAAUUCAAGUAUGUUGAUGCUGAUGAGAAGGAGUUUGAUGCUCAAAUGAAUAUUGAUGGAAAGGAAGAGAUUAGAACAACAGGUUAUAAUUGCAAUGGUGGUCUUCUUAUAACUGAGGUGUCUUAUGCUGAAAAAGUGAGCGGGAAGAAACUUAAUGCUGCCAACCUUAUAUCGAAUGUUAAAAAGAAUGUUGAACUUCCAGAUGGAAUUGUGGAAAUGCCUUUAAGUGAUAUUCUUAAAGGAUGCAGCCCUUUCAAAACCACGCUCUAUGGUUAUUUUAUUGAUAAACAUGUUAAUUUUUUCAAUGUUAACAAGUUUGCUCACAAUAUGUGGAAAAAAAUAUGGUCUGGAAGAGGGGGAGUUUGGAUGAUCUUUGAUAGUGCUCUUAUUAUUCGAAGAUGGACUACCGGUGUUAGUUUAGUUAAAGAUCAGAAUGACAAGAUUCCUGUGUGGAUUGGAAAACCAUUAGAUGUUGAUGCUCAUACUGCUAAAAUGUGUCAAGAGCAUUGGGGAAGACCGGCUUUCAUGAGAAUCUUAAUCGAAAUGUCUGCAGCUAAAGAUUGGCUUAAAGAGGUGCAUGUUUACUCUUCGGAUUUAACCACUGGUGACAUAAUUCUUUCUGAAUGUAAGAUUGAAUAUGCUUGGAAUCCUUCUAAGUGCUCUCAUUGUAAGGUUUAUGGGCAUAAGGAUUCUACGUGCGUGAUCUUAUUAGCUAAGGAAGUUAAAGAAAGUAAUAAUGUGAAUGGAAAUGAGAAAAAUAAGGAUGGAAUUAAAGUUGAUUUAAUGGAGGUUCUCAUUGCUAGUACAAAAAAAGUGGAAGAGGAUAAUGAAGGGUUUCAAUCUGUUAUCAAGAGAAAUAAGGGGAAUAACUCGGGUGGUCAGGUUAAGGAGGAAACGGGGAAAACGAAUCAGAAUUCGGUUCAGGGGCAAAAUGGGAAUUAUCAAGGAAAUGGAAAAAACGGGACUGGUAUUAAUGUUGGAAGUCAGGGGCAAAAAGGGAAUUAUGGUAUUAAAUCGGGAAAUAACAAUGGGGGGAAUCAAUGGAAUAAAGGAAAAGCUAUUCAGGGGUAUAAUGGGAAAAAUUACAGCAAGAUGGGGGCUGUUUCAGUGGAAAAAAGUAAUCAGGAUUCAAAACAGAAAGAGGAUAUGGGGAAAAAAGUUGACAUUGGGCAAAAGUAUGUUCCGAGAUCUGGUCCCGAUAUUAAGAUUAGCUCAAAUUUUGAUAAGAAAACCCAUUAUGACAAGGAUCUCGGUCCAGUGAAGAUUUUUUCUAAUAACAAGUUUGAUGUCUUAAAGAACUUGGAAGAGGAGAAUCAAUUUGUUUUUUCAAAUAGGGGUGUUGCAGAAGUUAAUUUAGAUUAUCUGGACACUGUUGAUCAAAUGGAAGUUAUUAGAGGUAUCCUUUUGAAUGAUACCAACAUGGAAGCUUUUUCCAAUGACGUUUAG